Messenger RNA from Panicum hallii, 1615 nucleotides. RefSeq names its product probable carbohydrate esterase At4g34215. The record is from RefSeq and is a predicted model, not a curated record. The coding region runs from base 433 to 1296 and encodes 287 amino acids. The transcript is spliced from 4 exons. Lineage: Eukaryota; Viridiplantae; Streptophyta; Magnoliopsida; Poales; Poaceae.
AAUGAAAUGAAGGCACAGGCUCGCCGUGUGCAAUAAAUAAAAUUAAAUGGUGCAUGGGAUGGAUCACGGAUAUGCAUGCAUGCAUGCUUUUGUCCGCCAUGGUCUGUGGGUGGGGUCAGGCACCCUAAAGCUGCUGCCCCCAUUCGUUGCGUAUCUCUAGACCUGACCCCGCACUGCUUUGCUUGCUGGAAAUAAAAAGAAAAGAAGGCCGAUUUACCGAAAGAAGGCCCAUCAGCUAAACGGGCCGGCCUGGGCAACCAACAGCAGCUCUCAGGUUGCUUGGAGAAGCGAGCCGACCCGUCCAACCAGACGCGCCUGCCCUCCUUUUUCUUUAUUACCAAGUGCGGCUGCUGAAGAAGAAGUGAAAGGAAAGCCCGAGGCAUUCAAAACUCUCAUCACCGAGCUUCCUUCCAUUCCAGCCCAAAGCAAGCAAUGCUGCUCCUCCUCGUCCUCCUCCUCGCCGCCUCCCCAGGCGUCGGCGUCCUCGCCGACGUGCCGCCUUCCAACAAGGUGGUCUUCAUCCUGGCGGGCCAGUCCAACAUGGCCGGCCGCGGCGGCGUCGUCGCCAACCGCUGGGACGGACGCGUCCCCGCCGACUGCGCCCCCUCCCCCGCCGUGCUCCGCCUCACUCCGGACCUCCGCUGGGAGCAGGCGCGCGAGCCGCUGCACCAAGGCAUCGACGCCGCCAACCACGCCGUCGGGGUCGGCCCCGGGAUGGCCUUCGCCAACGCGCUGCUCCGCUCCGGACGCGCGGGCGCGGCCGUCGUCGGGCUCGUGCCCUGCGCCGUCGGGGGCACGCGGAUGGCAGAGUGGGCAAAGGGCACCGACCUCUACGCCGAGAUGCUGCGACGGGCAAGGGUCGCCGUGGAGACGGGGGGACGGAUCGGGGCGCUGCUCUGGUACCAGGGGGAGAGCGACACCGUCAGGUGGUCCGACGCCAACGAGUACGGACGCAGGAUGGGAAUGCUCGUCCGAGACAUCCGAGCCGAUCUAGGCAUCCCGCACCUCCUCGUCAUCCAGCCAGCCACUAUCAAGGUUGGAUUAGCAUCAGGCCUAGGACAGUACACUCAAGUCGUAAGGGAAGCUCAGAAGGGGAUAAAACUCCGGAAUGUCAGAUUUGUCGAUGCAAUGGGGCUGCCAUUGCAAGAUGGCCACCUGCAUCUUAGCACCCAAGCUCAAGUCCAGCUUGGAAAUAUGCUGGCUCAAUCCUAUUUGAAUUAUGGACAUGCGCAUCCUCAAGCCCCAAAACCAUGGUGGCUGCAAAUCAUGCUACUCUGCUGCUUCGUUUUCCUUUGAUGGGGAGCAUGUACAUCAAUCAGCUCAUGUGCCUGUUCCCCUUUUAUCAAGCAGGUGAGGUACUUUACUUGGGUGAGGUGAAAAAGAAACCCAAAUGACUUUCUGCACAUAGUUUAUACCAACAGAGGCAUCCGAUGCCGCUACAAGACUCAUUCCUAUCAGGUGCAGAACAGAUACGAGAACGAGAUACACAAACCAUAUACCAUACUAGUACCUUGAAAAGGAUGAGAGGGCAGAACGUUGUUAAACUGUUUAACUGCUGGAAUUUUGUUAUUGGUUCCAAUGUUUAAAGGCUUGAAAUAAGAUUUUGUUGUACGCC